Molecule: messenger RNA, 3677 nt
Organism: Austrofundulus limnaeus
Lineage: Eukaryota; Metazoa; Chordata; Actinopteri; Cyprinodontiformes; Rivulidae
Product: enhancer of polycomb homolog 1
Biological process (GO): regulation of transcription by RNA polymerase II
Cellular component (GO): NuA4 histone acetyltransferase complex
Source: RefSeq, a predicted model, not a curated record
AAAAAAUGAGUAAAUUGUCGUUUCGGGCGCGGGCGUUGGAUGCUUGUAAGCCCCUGCCCGUUUUCCGCUGCGAGGAUUUGCCAGACCUGCACGAAUAUGCCUCUAUCAACCGGGCAGUGCCACAGAUGCCAACUGGGAUGGAAAAAGAGGAAGAAUCGGAGCACCAUCUCCAGCGGGCUAUUUCGGCACAGCAGGUUUAUGGCGAGAAGCGGGACAACAUGGUUAUCCCCGUCCCCGAGGCAGAGUGCAACAUCACGCACUACGAGUCCCUGUACCCUGGGGAGUUCAAAAUGCCAAAGCAGCUUAUUCACAUACAGCCUUUCAGUUUGGAUACAGAGCUGCCAGACUAUGACCUGGAUUCAGAGGAUGARACGUUUGUGAAUAAGCUGAAAAAGAAAAUGGAAAUCUCCCUCUUACAGUUUGAAGAAAUGAUAGAUCGACUGGAAAAAGGCAGCGGACAGCAGCCUGUYAGUCUCCAGGAAGCCAAACUGCUGCUGAAGGAGGAUGAUGAGCUGAUUAAGGAGGUGUUUGACUACUGGAGCCGCAAAAGGAAAACUUCCAAGAGUGGCUGCCUCAUCCCUAACGUCAAGCAGGAGAAGAGGGAUGGCUCCAGCACCAGCGACCCUUACGUGGCCUUCCGCCGCCGAACAGAGAAGAUGCAAACCCGGAAGAAUCGAAAGAAUGACGAGGCGUCGUAUGAGAAGAUGUUGAAGUUGCGCAGGGACCUGAGCCGAGCCGUGACCAUCUUAGAGAUGAUCAAAAAGAGGGAGAAAGUCAAAAGGGAACUGCUACACCUCACUCUGGAAGUAGUCGAAAAACGGAAUGUAAUGCCAGAUUUUGGCAGCGAGGUGAUGGCAGAAGCACUGGCCCAGCGGGCCCUGGUGAAGCCUAUUUACACCAUCCCCAUCAUUCCCCUGUCCAACAGCAACCAGUACCGACACCAGGACCACAUGGACAUGAAGGACUAUAAGAAACCUGAAAAGGCAGAGGCAGUACGAACCAAAAGGAAAUAUGAAAAGAAACCCAAAAUCUCUCCUCUGUCGGCGCCUCAACAUUCAGGACCCUCUGUGUUCAAUCCCAAGGACCUCAACCAGUAUGAUUUCCCCAGCUCAGAUGAAGAGCCAUACUCACAGAUUCAUUCAGGUUCCUCCGAGGCAGAGGAGGAGAAUGACCCAGAUGGUUGCUAUGCAUUCAGGAGAAAGGCUGGCUGUCAAUAUUACGCUCCUCGUCCAGACAAGAGUGGCAGUUGGCCAUGGGUGAGCCCGUCAGAGGGUGGGCCCGGAAACCCACACUUCCGCUACUGUCCAACCUCAAUCAACACUCCGCAGCGCUGCAUAGGUUUGGCACGACGGCGUCUGGGCAGAGGAGGCAGGAUUUUGCUGGACCGAGCGCACACGGAUGUAGACCUCACCCAGAGCCUGGACUCCGACCCAGAGCCCGAACCGCUCGCCUCACCACUCGUAAGCUCUCUGCUCCGCAACACCAGUACCUCAGAAAACAAUACCUCGGACUCUACCAGCGCCGCCAACUUUUCCUCAUCUUCAUCACCCCGGUCGUCAUCAUCAACACCAGUGGACCUCAGUCAGAUUCUUUUGAACAUUAAAUCAUGCCGCUGGAGGCAUUUCAGACCGCGGACGCUAUCCCAUCACCCUUYAGGUGAAGGAGACUUGUCUCGUAGAGGAUUUAGGGAUUUUAGCCGGACUAUGUUGGGACUAACUCGGAUCCUGUCUGCUGGAGCCAACUCCCAGAACCGCACAGGCCCUGCCACCACUCCUAUCAAUGUGUUCACGGCUGAGCAGUACCAGCAGCAUCAGGAGCAGCUGGCUCUCAUGCAGAAACAGCAGCUGGAGCAGAGUCGGCAACAACAGAUCACCACCACCACCACCACCAACAACAACAACAACACCACCACUACCACCACUGCAACAACUGCAAACUCACAGCUUAUUGUGCCCAAGACGUUGGACCAAGCCAGCGCUCAGUUUGCUGCUUCAGCCCUCGUCACAACGGACCAGCUGCUUGGUUUUAAAUCCAAAGAGGAGUUAGUGCUGGCAAGUGGAGUCAAUGGGGUACUGACGAGUGCAGGCGUUUUCAAAAACCUACAUCUUGCCAGCACCACAGCGACGUUUCACCAGGCCAACCAGUCGACACACACUACCACCGUCACAGCCCAGACUUUCCUCCAGCCCUCUUCCAACUCAAACAUCUCAACACCUGCCACCGUCAUCCCCGCCAACCCUGGCGCUCAAGCAGCAGCCGCCCUGGGGCUCCUGGGAUGCAGCGCUGCAGGUGCCACCCCCGCCACCACUCAGGUCCUCAUCGGGAACAACAUCUGUCUGAGCGUGCAGUCGGCUGCCAGCCUCGCUGGACGCCACAUCCCCCGGACCCUUGGCAACAUGCCAGCCUCUGCCUUAAAGCUGUCCUCCUCCACCAAUCUGCAGAUGCCCAAAGUCUCUGGAGCGUCAUCCAUGGACAUGGGCUCCAGAGAUAAUCACGAUGAAGACAAGCCAGCGCUGAGCAGUUUAGCAGACAACACAGUGGCCAUGGAGGUGACGUAGUAGCGGUGCGGCGAAGAGUCCACUCUUCAGGUGCUGUGCAUCGUAGCAUCGGGAAUGCAAAAAGGGACAGCAGGACUCGGAAGCAGACUGGCAGCCUCUCGCUCGCAAUUCUCAUCUCUCAUACUUUUUUACACCGUUUUGCUUUUUUGGUUUUGUUAUUGUUAAAAGUAAAAUAUUGACUAAUGUAAACUAUAAAUAUUGCAAAAAUACUAUCUGUACAGUAACUACAUAUUUGUAAUAUCCCCCCGUGUAUAUAUAUUACUUGAAUACAGAACUGUCCAUUCGUGAUAUUUUGCACUUGGGAGUCAAACGUAAAAAAUAAAAUAAAAUUCAAAAAAGAGAGAGUAAGCCAAGUUAACUUGUGGCAAGUGUGAGAGAUCAGAGAGUUGUAUAGAAAAGAGUUUUAUCAUGUGCAUGGUGCGGAGCCUGCUGUUUUUAUCUAUUUAUUGUGCUGUGUUUACAUAUUUUUUUAAUUUUUUUUUCUUUUUUUAAUUUGUUUUUUUGUUUUUAUUUUAAUUUGUACACUGUACCUUCGUUUGUUCCUGUGCUGGUAGUAAAUGUUCGGUAGCUACGGACUCCUAGGUAUUUUUGUAUUCGUGAACACAAAGCAGGUCCCCACCCCCUCCACUCUACACAUUUAUUUUGGAUCCCUGUGCUUUUCUCUCUGUGGAUCAUGUGAAAGUCAGUGGUGGUGAUCAGGAGCUGGUGGAGCCCUGGAGGAGAGAACCAACUCUUAUCCAGAGCUUUUCCACCAUCAUGGUCCCAAACACAAGUAACAAAACAGGGAUGAAGUCUCUUCCCAGAAGCAUCUGCUGCUUCUGUUUUAAGCACUAUUUUUUUUCUUAUUGAUAUCAAUGCUGCUUUUUGUUUUUGUUUUGUUUUGUUUUUUUUGUCCGUCAUUUUCAUGCAAGCAAUCUCCUGUGUUUGUUUUUGACAUUUUUGUAAAGCAAAAAAACAAUUAUUUUUGUAUUUUUUUCUUGUGGUUAACUUGAUUGUAAUUUGAAUUAUUGAAAGACUUCAUUCUUUUGUUCAUUUGUUACUUGUCUGUGCGUAGGUGAUAAGAGAGUUGAACAGGCAGUUAUCACUGUACGUGUUUCAUCAUUCCAGUUUUUAAAUCAU